Nasonia vitripennis (jewel wasp) is the source of this 1798-nucleotide messenger RNA. RefSeq lists its product as uncharacterized. Lineage: Eukaryota; Metazoa; Arthropoda; Insecta; Hymenoptera; Pteromalidae. The record is from RefSeq and is a predicted model, not a curated record. Bases 658 to 1254 code for a protein of 198 amino acids. The transcript is spliced from 2 exons.
CAGCUAUUAGAAGAUUGGCUAUCUUUUGUUUUCUGAUUUUCAAAUAUAUUGUUAUCAAGCUUUUUAUAGCUUUGUUGUCCAGGAAAAGGGUAAGUAUUCGUAGAAUACUUAUGUCGAUCCAUAUUCACUUUUUUUUUUUUUAUUUCAAGUAGCAGUUUGUGUAUUGUCUCAAUCUUAACUGUAAGUAUUCUUAACUUUUCAUCAAUUUCGUCUCUAUGCAGCUUAACUAUUUCAUCUAAAUUAGUAAUUUCACUUUUUAGUUGUGAUGUUGUAGCUUGAGUAACAGUGCGUAGAGUAUUUAAGUUAACAGCAUCACUUAAGGAGGUUCGAUAGAUCUCUGGCGGGGCAGGCGGUGCGGGGGGCACGCCUAUGCUUAUACACGGGGACCUCGCUGUAGUACCAACCUUAGAUAAAUUAAUUUGAGCGAACUAAAUAUUCUAUUUAUGUGUGAAUUUUUAUUACAAAUAUUAGCUUUUGUCCUUUUUUCGCAUUACAAGUGAAUCAAUUAACUUUUUAUUUGAAUAAAAGUGCAUAUUCAUUAAUUAAAAGCAUCCAGAACUUUGAAGUGAAAUCUGGCAACGCUGCAUAUUAGUGUCGUGUAAUCUUAUAAGGUGGCUACGCUGUGCUGAGAUUGUAUACAGUUUCUACGGCGUAAACAUGAAUGAGCGUCCAAGAUACAAAGGGAAAAUAAUGACAGAAAAGCAGUAUAAAAGGCGUAUGAAACAAAUAGAAAGUGGAUUAAUGAGAAAAAAGGAAAAAGUGCAAACCAAGAAUCAAUGUGAUGACGACCAACAAGCUGAGUGCAUGAUAGAACGACGCCGCAUUAUAGAUUUGAAGGUUAUGGCGCAACAUCUUUACUGUUCAUUUUGUACGGAGAUUCUUUCUCUUGAAGACAUAGAGAAAGAAGCAAAGAAAGGAUUGGCUUCAGAUUUUACGGUUAGAUGCAGAAAAUGUCUUGCAACAAGUAUUGUUCCUACAAGCAAAGUGCAUCUAGGACCUAAUGGACAGCUUUUAUACGAUAAUAAUACGAAAGCUGCUCUUAGUGCAAUACACAAUGGAAAUGGACAUACAACUCUAAAAAAAUUCUGUGGCUCGAUGAAUAUGCCAUGCAUGACUGCAAAAACUUAUAAAUCUUACGAAAGAGAAAUUGGACCUGUCAUUGAGAGCGUAGCCAAGGAAAGUUGUCUAGAAGCUUGUAAAGAAGAAAAACGUUUAACGAAGAGUCAAUUAGACAUUCUACAAAAGCGUUUGUAAGUUUAUUUGGAUCAAUGAGAAUUUAAAAUCAUAAGAAUGAAUUCUAAUCUUUGAUUUUUACACGCUGAAAUUGUACAUUUUUUUUAAUUUUGAUUAAUUAUUAACGAACAAUGAUGAGUCAAUUAGACAUACUACAAAAGCGUUCGAAAGUUUAUUUGGAUCAGUGAGAAUAUAAAAUCAUAAGAAUGGAUUCUAAUCCUUAAUUUUUACACGAUGAAAUUGUACAUUUCUUAACUUUGAUUAAUUAUUUAUUUUUGGUAAGGAGAUUGAUUUUUUUUGUAGUCCCAGUUGUGAAAUUACGUAACUUUCAAGCUGUUUAUCAAAAUCUUAUUUACUAAUUUUGUGUAUAUUACAUAUUUAAACUUUUAUUUUCUAAUUCAUUAUUUAUAAAGAAAAUAUUGAAAGUAUGAAUUGGCUUCAAUGAAAUUUAUUUUAGUUUGGUUAUUUUAGAAAUUCAGUUAUACUAACAGUUUUUGCUCAAUUUUAUGGAAAUAGAACCUUAAUUAAUAAUGAGAUAUUUCUAAUAAAUAAAACAGAUGUUGAA